Molecule: messenger RNA, 357 nt
Organism: Miscanthus lutarioriparius
Lineage: Eukaryota; Viridiplantae; Streptophyta; Magnoliopsida; Poales; Poaceae
Source: the annotation of a GenBank genome assembly
AUGGACCGCGACGGCCGCCCGGGAUGGCUGCCGUCGAUGGGAUUCGCCUUCCUCAGCUUCAACUGCGGGAUGGCCGUCUACCGCUCCUGGGACGACCCCUACACCGUCGGCUUCGUCCUCGCCGCCUACGCCGCCCUCGUCCUCCUCUUCCGCUGCCUCCACCUGCUGGAGCGCCGCAGGGACCAGCGCCUCAAGCUCGCCGUCUGGGGCCUCUCCACGCUCCUCACGCUCAUGUUCUCGUACAAGGUCGCCGCCAUGAUGCCGCCCUGGGCACAGCUGCUCGUCUGGGUCCUGGGGAUCCUCACCAUCGUCGCUGGAUUCUACGCCUUCUUCGUCGCCCGCCCGGAGGAGCCCUGA